AACUUCGCUGGUGGUUGGAGAAGCUCUUCUUGUAUCAAUCGGCCUGUUCUGACAUAGACGGUGACGCUGAGCCGCCUUCCACCUGCUCACAGACGUUUACCCUCAGUCCUGCUUUGGCCUCAUCCUCACUCCUCUGUGGCGUCCACUCAGGUCGAGGUUUUUCCGUCAGUAUGGAGGAUUCUUCAGAGCAGUCCCACUGGGCGUCUCCAUCCCUGCUGGGCUCAGAUCCUCUGGCCGGGUUCUCCUCGGAGCCGGGCCUCCUGCCUCCUGGGGAGGACAGUGAGGCCUUCUUCUCUGGUUCGGACGCAGACUACACCCUGCCUUCGUUCUUCUCCAACCCGAGUCGAACACCGUCCACGUACAGACACAGCUCAGUCCGCCAGGUGUUCCCCUCCCCAGGUCUCCUCAGUAACUUCCAGCUGCUGGAUGCCCCCAGCAGCCACUCCCUGACCUCCCCUUACAACCCCCAGUCGUCCUCGUCCACCUGGAGCAGCAGUCCUCUGUCCAGGACGUCCUUGUACACCCCCGGCCUUGCCUCCACCUUCAGCACCUCCAGAGACGGGUACUCCUCUCCGAGCAGAGAGGGCAGGGAGAGCCCCCGGCUGCAGGAGGCCCUCAAGGCUGAACGCCUGAGCCCGCUGGGGGGGGCGGGGACCAGCAGCAGUUUUCUGAACUUGACCCCCGCUGCUGGGGGUGUGUACACUCCCCCCACCCACCCACACAUGCUGAACCCCUACAGCACAUACAUGAGCAGUCCACAGGAAUACAGCUCUAGCAGCCUCUACUCCAGUCCAGGGGUGUGGAUUAACCCCUCGUAUUCCCCAAAACUGCGCAACAAGCUCAGGAUAUCCACACCAGAGGCCAGAGAGUGUGUGAACUGUGGAGCCACGGCUACGCCCCUGUGGCGCCGGGAUGGAACAGGCCACUACCUGUGCAACGCCUGCGGACUGUACCACAAGAUGAACGGCCAAAACAGACCUCUGAUCCGCCCCAAGAAGAGACUGAUUGUCAGUAAACGGGCCGGAACACUGUGUGCCAACUGUCACACAAGCACAACAACACUGUGGAGACGCAACGCCAGUGGAGAACCAGUGUGUAACGCCUGUGGACUCUACUUCAAACUGCACAACGUCAACCGUCCUCUGACCAUGAAGAAAGACGGCAUCCAAACACGCAACAGGAAAGUGUCCAACAAGAACAAGAAGAGUAAGAAGGCCGCUCUGUUGGAGCCAUUCCCAGAGGGGAUUCCACCGCCACCGCCAGCCUUCGAAGACAACACCGGACCCUUCUCCCUGGGCCCCGGGACCCUCCUGACCUACAGCCACUCCCCCCACCUCAUCCCAAACCCGUCCCCCCUGCACACGUCCGGGUCCUUACCGUACACACACCACCUCAGCUCAGGCAUGGUGCCCACGCUGGUGUGAAACUGCACCGACAAACACAUGACGCCUUUGGAUAUUUAUGAGUCAGCCUGUCUGCUUUACUGCUUUACAGUAUGGAUUUGUACAUAUGUGUGUGUGUGUGUGUGUGUGUGUGUGCGCGCACGUGCGUACAUGUGACUGGGGUUUUUUAUUUUCACUGUAUUUCAGGGGAUUUUGUAGAGAUGUUUUCAUGGCUGGAGCGUUUGUUUGCAGUCUGCUGAGGUUCGUGCUCAUGUAAACACACUGAUCCUGUUGUAAAUACAAACACAAACUUGCUUUCACUGCCUUUUGUGUGAAUUAAAUACUCUUAUGGAAUUCAUAAUGUGACCUUUUUUUCGUAUUUGUAAAUGUGAUAUUUACCUUUUUUUUUUUUUGGAAGUGGACAGAGGACUGAAUAAAAGUGUGUGCGUCUUCAGUUGGA
Sphaeramia orbicularis (orbiculate cardinalfish) is the source of this 1842-nucleotide messenger RNA. It is a transcript of the gene gata1a, whose product is annotated as GATA binding protein 1a. Gene Ontology annotation, cellular component: nucleus. The transcript has 6 exons. Gene Ontology annotation, molecular function: RNA polymerase II cis-regulatory region sequence-specific DNA binding; DNA-binding transcription factor activity, RNA polymerase II-specific; zinc ion binding. The record is from RefSeq and is a predicted model, not a curated record. The coding region runs from base 171 to 1424 and encodes 417 amino acids. Lineage: Eukaryota; Metazoa; Chordata; Actinopteri; Kurtiformes; Apogonidae. Gene Ontology annotation, biological process: positive regulation of transcription by RNA polymerase II; negative regulation of transcription by RNA polymerase II; cell fate commitment.